Messenger RNA from Rhea pennata, 2256 nucleotides. It is a transcript of the gene ORC5, whose product is annotated as origin recognition complex subunit 5. The transcript has 16 exons. Gene Ontology annotation, biological process: DNA replication; DNA replication initiation. Gene Ontology annotation, molecular function: DNA replication origin binding. The coding region runs from base 243 to 1586 and encodes 447 amino acids. The record is from RefSeq and is a predicted model, not a curated record. Lineage: Eukaryota; Metazoa; Chordata; Aves; Rheiformes; Rheidae. Gene Ontology annotation, cellular component: nucleus; nuclear origin of replication recognition complex.
GGGAAGGCGGGGCGCCGGGCGUGUUGUGCGCACGCGCGGGAGCCGUUAGCGGGAGCCGGCGCGCGGACAGCAACCCCUAUUUUUACUUCAGGAAACACUGAAGGCAAGGUGUAAAAAUAAAAGAAAAAAAAUCUUCCACCAGAAGUGUGUAUGGAAAUACUUAAUAGUCAUUUUGUUUUUUUCCCUGUACCUCAAAAGUGACACGCAUGUUUAGGUGACUAACUACAGGAGCAUCAAUCAAAAUGCCUAAUCUAGAACAUCCAGCGUAUCCGGCAGAUACACUGCUUCGCUUGGAAAGUUUAGUGCCUUGUCGUGAAUCCCAAGUGUCCAUGUUGCUGUCAAUAUUUGGAGAGCGUCAACAGUUUACUUUUCCAUCCAUCUUUAUCUAUGGACAUACAUCUAGUGGAAAGACCUAUGUGAUGCAAACUCUUCUAAACACGUUACAGCUUCCUCAUGUGUUUGUGAACUGUGUGGAAUACUUUACUUCAAGACUUCUUUUAGAAGAAAUUCUCUUCCAGUUGUCAAACUGUUCUUCCGACACAAAACAUGCUUCUCAUGUGCUUUGUGAUACUUUCAAUGACUUUGUACGUCUGUUUAAACAAGCCGUUACUAGUCAAGAUCUCCAGGAUCAAACAUUAUACAUUGUACUGGAUAGAGCAGAGCAGCUAAGGGAAAUGGAGGCAAACAUCCUGCCGGCAUUUCUUAGGCUUCAGGAACUGACUGACAGAAAUGUGACAGUUGUCUUGCUCAGUGAAAUAGUAUGGGAGCUAUUCCGUCCAAGUACUGGAUGCUUUGAGCCAUUCACUUUAUAUUUUCCAGAUUACAGCAUAGGACACCUGCAGAAGAUUCUGUCUCACAAUCAUCCCCCAGAAUAUUCGGCAGAUUUCUAUGCUGCAUACAUUAACAUUCUGCUUGGUGUAUUCUACAUGGUCUGCAGAGACCUCAAAGAACUUCAGCAUCUGGCAGCACUCAAUUUCUCUAAAUACUGUGAACCGGUGGUCAGAGGAGAAGCAAAUGAACGUGACACUCGAAAACUCUGGAAAAAUAUUGAACCUCAUUUGAAGAAGGCAAUGCAGACUGUUUAUCUCCGGGAAAUAUCCAGCUCACAGUGGGAGCGCUUGCAGCAUGAUGAUGGAGAACCUGGGCAGUUGAAAGGACUUUCUGCACAUGCACAUGUGGAACUUCCUUACUACUCUAAAUUCCUUCUGAUAGCUGCUUACCUUGCUUCCUACAAUCCUGUUAGGACAGAUAAGAGGUUCUUUCUUAAGCAUCAUGGGAAAAUUAAGAAGACUAACUUUAUGAAGAAACAUGAGAAGACCAGCAAUCAUCUCCUUGGGCCAAAGCCAUUCCCCCUGGACAGAUUGUUAGCAAUACUAUAUAGUAUUGUGGACAACAGAGUUGCUCCAACUGCAAAUAUAUUUUCCCAGAUCACCUCACUUGUGACACUCCAACUGUUAUCCUUGGUUGGCCAUAAUGACCAGCUUGAUGGACCCAGAUACAAAUGCACCGUAUCUUUGGACUUCAUCAGAGCUGUUGCAAGGACCGUGAACUUCGACAUAAUAAAGUACUUGUACGAUUUCUUGUGAAAACAAGCUUCACAGCCAUAUGGACACUGUGACAAUGACUAAGGCAAGCUGUGUUCAUCUCUCUACUUAGCUAGCCAGAGAGAAGAGUAUUUUGGCUCUUUUGGAUUUGUCCAAACAGGUGCUGGCCCAGCAUGGAAUCUGAUGAAAAUACUCUGAUUGGUCUAGGUGGAUCUGAGCGGAGGACUAUUUACCAGGGACCCUGGAGUAUUUGGAAGCAAUGUGUUAAUUAUAAACAGCAGGGUUUGAGCACAAUCUGUUCUACUCUUAAUGAUGUUAUCUUAACACUGAAAUUGCCUGAAACCCAUUUACUUAGGACUGCAUUUUGCUCUAUGAACUCUCCCCAGUGCUUUGAACAUGGCAGCAGCCCUUGUUUGUAUGCCCAGUCUUUUCACUUCCUCUCCACAGGAAUCUUUGCGAUUGCCUGCCAAAGCAGCUUUUCCCGAGGCCACCAUUUUAGGAGAGUGGAGUAACAAAAUACAAUAAACAUAAGAACAUAUUUAAAAUCAAUCUUGUAUCCUCCUUUCUCUUCAGUCAUAUGUAGGCAGACUGUUACACUGUUACAGGGAGAUCGCAAUGCUAGGAAACUCCCCAGUUUAUCAUCAUACUAGCUCAUUUCAGACCAUUCAUAAAUGCUAGCUGUGAAUCUAUUUUUAGCAAGAUUUUUCAUUUA